AGUCUGGUAUCGGUUAGGAGAGUUUAUAUCCCAUGUUCAUUCCAUGAAUUCAGUCCAGACUAAAGACUGGAGUUACGUUAUAUGACAUACAAUCGUACUUUUCCGUGAUUUUUGGAUUACUUUGCUGGAUCAAGAAAGAUAUUUUUAGAGUAUUGUUUCGUUAUCCCCCGUGCUAGUUGGAUCACUCCCUCGACAAAGCGGGUUUCUCCAAGUUUCAAACUCAUUUUCGACUGAACGCCACAAGUGACACAAGAGAAGAUUAUUCCGUAAAACGUAACUGGAUUAUUGAUAUUUACUGGACCUUUUUGGUACUUUUCCACUGAUUUUGUGGAAACAUGUUUCGAAACUACGGGAACUUGAGCGGAGAUAGACAGCAACCCUUCUCCGGUGCUGGUUCCCCACACGCCGUGACGGUCUCCGCAACACUGAACUCGAGUAGCUCUGUACAGCAGCCACCGCAGAAGUUCACUGGGGCAAGAACAGGCCAGUUUGUUCCAAGCCUUGAUGCCAUCACCUCCAGCCAGGACUUACAAUGGCUGGUCCAGCCCUCUCUCUUGUCCACACCUGGUUCAGCUGGCAGACCACCCCGACCUCCCUUCCCACAAACAGCCGGACCCCGCCUCCUGCCCCCCCAUCCAUCCCAUGCACACCUGGUCCAGCCAGGGGUCAUAAGGGCAGUGGGAGAGACAAGGCUGCCAUCCAGGAGAAGGAAUGAUGAAUUUUUGUCCCAAGAUGAUCUUGAAAAGCGGAGGAUUCGAAGAGAGCGAAACAAAAUGGCCGCUGCCAAGUGUCGGAACCGCCGGCGUGAGUUGACAGACACACUGCAGAAAGAGACGGACGAGCUGGAGGGUGACAAAUCGCGCCUGCAGAAGGAGAUCGCUGAGCUGCAGAAGGAGAAGGAGAAGCUGGAGCUGGUCCUGGAGGCCCACCGUCCCAUUUGCAAAAUCCCCGACUCCGAUUCAGACUCUGAGUCUGACCCAGGACUGGGGCUGCCUACCCUAAGAGCUUCCAAACACACCAAGAAUCCUAACCAGCCUGGCCCUUCAUCAAAGUUUCAUCCCAGGACCAGGAAGCCCACACCAAAGAUUACCCUCCCCCCUGCAACGUCCACCUCGUCUGCUCCAUCCGUCCAGUCACCCGAGUGCGAAUCCCUCCACACUCCAAUCUUCAUCUCCACCCCCUCUCUGACCCCCUUCACCACCAGUCUGGUCUUCACCUAUCCCUCUGCCCCUUUCAGCUCCCCCUCCACCUCAUCUAACCCUACACUUGGUACAGCCGAGCAGGCCCUGCACCCCCAGCCCUGUGGUGUAGCCCAUCGCCGUAGCAGCAGCAGCGGGGACCUGUCAUCGGACCACUCCCUCAACUCCCCCACUAUUCUCACCCUGUGACACCUGUCUGAGGAGAGAAGAUGCAACGGCAAAUGGUACAGAUGCAAUGCCAAGUCCAUGAUGAUGAUGAAGAUGAUGGACACAUCUAGAAUGUUUAUCAAUCAAGCAGUUUUUGACAAGACAUAUUCCAUAGACUCUGAAAGAGAUCAUUCUAAUGUGAUGACAAAAAAACGGUUUGCUAGUGACAUAUAUAAACUGUUAACUGUGAGUGUUAACAAAUAUGCAUUAUAUAAAGAGAUAUUUUAUAAAUACAUAUUAUAAACAAAGUACAAUCAUGAAAUGUCGCCCUGCAUUUUGGCACAAUAGUCAUAGAAGCUUUGAAACACUGCACUGGAAAUCUUGAAAUACAAGUAUAAUAUUGAGUUGGAAAAAGAAAGAAACCUAAAGCACUCAUUUUCACUGUUGCCAUCACUGGUAAACCCCUGGUAUUCCCCACUGAUCCAGCUCCAUGUUGAUCCAGAAACAACCCAAAGCUUUCCCCUGAAAAACUGGGAUCACCCCUGGGCUGUAAAAGCUCUACAUAGCCUUUAUAUUUAACAUGACAUUAUUUUAGGCCUUUUCUAGAGAAAGGUUGGUAGAUGAAAGUUGAAACAGUUCAUCCAUGGGAUUCAUUACAGUGAUUAGAGUGCCUGGUACUCAUUUAUUGGAAUAGGUAGGUUACAAAAUAGAUACAAACAUAAUGUUACAUAAUUUAAAGGCAAUGCUAUACUGUUUGGUAUUCAGUACUGCAAUCUUUGUAUUUCAUGUUUAUAUGCUAUGCAUUAUCUUAUAAGAUUAUAUGAGAACUAUAUACAAUGUAUAUCAGUAGUAUACAAAUAUUACAUAAUAUGUAAUAUAUAUAAUCAAAUUAGAGUAAUCAAAUCAUAAGAGUAGCCUAAUAUAUAAGUUAAAUAUAAAAUGAUUUAAAAAUUUAGGCAUGGCCAUAGAGAACUACAUAUUUAUUGAUGAGAGAAAGUUUUAUUUAUUUUUCACACAAAUGUAUUAGCAAACUGUUUCUUGUCUGAAUGGGGAAAAAAUAAAGGACUGAAACUGA
This is a messenger RNA of Conger conger (European conger), 2421 nucleotides long. RefSeq names its product FOS like 1, AP-1 transcription factor subunit a (gene fosl1a). NCBI's taxonomy places the organism in Eukaryota, Metazoa, Chordata, Actinopteri, Anguilliformes, Congridae. Gene Ontology annotation, cellular component: nucleus. The transcript has 4 exons. Gene Ontology annotation, biological process: regulation of transcription by RNA polymerase II. Gene Ontology annotation, molecular function: RNA polymerase II cis-regulatory region sequence-specific DNA binding; DNA-binding transcription factor activity, RNA polymerase II-specific. The record is from RefSeq and is a predicted model, not a curated record. The coding region runs from base 336 to 1388 and encodes 350 amino acids.